GAGCUUAGGCUAACAUAAUAACUCUGCAGGCUCUGAUGGGGAGGAUCAGAACAGGUUUAGCAUUUUUAUAACUUAGGCUACCAGACCUCUAUUUUCUACAUAGUGCACACAGGUUCUUGCACAAAGGGCUUUGUUUCACCUGUUUGUGCUUUGACAAAGUAGGUUAAUAAUAUUCAACAUUAAAACAGUGAAAAUGGCUAGCUAGCUAAAACCUUAAGCAUUUUAAAUUGAAAUUCCUUAGGACUGAGGUUUCUAUGCAGUUCCAAUGGCCAAUUCCAGCUUUUUUAUUUUACCUUAGUUUUGUUGUUUGUAAUUAAUUGUAUUGCCCAUUUGUGGUUCAACUCAUAGAUGGAAGGAGAGAAAAUGAAGGUGCCCACUGUGCAGAGAUGCUGUCGUGCUGUUUCUGUGCUGAUGGUGGAGCUGCCCUUUGCGUGGCAGGGGGACAUCUUUCUCCUGAUAUUCAAAGUGUGAACUGUGGAGAAGCUGCUUCCAAGCUGUUCUGAAGGUGUGUGCCCACAUCUCCAGGCCUUCAGACAGAUAAGCACAGGUUGUGACAGGAGUGCUCCUUCCUCUCCUGCAGGGCUCAUAAUCCUCCAGUGGCAGCAGCUCAAACACUUCACAAAGCUGACUUUCUCUUUUUGCACUGUGAGGCUGAAUAUAGAGUGUUAAUUUGGUGGAUUCAUUUGUGAAGCCUCUUCCUCAUUACAGCACCUUGAGCACAUCUGAAUUUCCACACUGUAGGGCAGGUGAGUUUGUGUUUGCCAGAGCAGUGAUUAAAGCUCCCCAGGUAAAUCCUAUUUAAUGAAAUAUUGCAGGAUCUUUGAAAGUAAGGAAAGAGCUGAGGAAUGCUGGCUCUGUUCAUUUAUUUGUGUACCUGGGUGACUGUGUUCAUUCACCUAAAGCAAACCCGGCCUGUGAACACACCAUUGCCUGCAGAGGAGGCAGUUUGGGCUGGUGAGUGGAAAGGGUCUGCUGUGGUCUUUCUAAUUAAAGUAACAGAUGCAGCCCAGAUGAAACCUACAGCUGCUUAUGCAGAUUGCAAAACAAAAGGUACACAUUGUUGGUCGUGGUGGUUAUUUACAGCAUCGUGGGGGGAAGGAAGCUGUUCUUGGGGCAGUCACCAACAGCUACAUGGAUUAUGAGCUCUGUUCAAGCAUUUUGUUAAACGCUGUGCUUUACUCUUUUUGUAAGUGCAUUAAGGGUGGGAGGUGUACUAAUAAUGUGUUGCUUCUAAACAGCAAGUCAAUGUGUUGGUGGAGCAGUACCGCAUACAAAACUUAGUGACUGUGGUUAAUGCAGUGCUCAAAACGUCCGGUAGUCCCUUAUAAUGGCAUCUGUUUAUAGAGACUUGCUUUGUAAACUCUCUUUUUCAUAAACAGCUCUUCUAUGUUUAGCUUCUUAUCAGGCUGGAUGCUUGAAACCCUAGGAAGGAGAAGAGAGAAGAAGAGCUUUAGAAUAAAGCUCCUUUAGUAACCAUCCUGUUCUAUGUAAGUCUGUUGCCUUUGUAAAGCAUACGAGAAUGACAUUGUAGACCUGUUUGUUGAGGACCUGGUCUUCCUGAGGUAAUUCUUUUCUUGCUGACUGAACCACUUUCCAGUUGAAUCUCAGCCCAGGUGCAAUAUUUGCUCUUGGAGGGGGAUUAAUUCUUGAAAUCCUGGAUGGACGCAACCAGAGACGCGCUUUAAAAUCCUCUACAAAUUGUCUUCCUUCCUUGCUCAGAGGUAAGUGAUUCUCAGGUGGAUGGGAAGGCGCAUAGGACGUGGCUGCGUGGAAAAUUCACCUUUAUUCUUAGGAGUUCAUGUCUUUGCCCUGUGGUAGCUCCUGUGCCGUUUGGAACCCAGAAAGGAACCUUUGAGUCUCCCAGGAUUCUUUGAGGGAGAAGAAGUUUGUUCAUCCAUAGUUACCUACUUGUUCAUUGGUCAUGAGCUGCCCCGAAUCUCAGAAGACAGGGAAGAAUGCUGAUUCCACUCCAAAACAAGUUAUCUUCAAGAAAAGCUCCCGUGACAAAGCUCUGACCAUCUACCUGGGAAAGCGUGACUUCAUUGACAACAUAGGGAAUGUGGAACCUGUGGAUGGUGUUGUAUUGGUGGAUCCUACAGCGAUCAAGGGGAAAAAAGUGUACGUGACUCUGACCUGUGCUUUCCGGUAUGGUCAGGAGGACAUUGACGUGAUUGGCCUCACCUUCCGGAGAGACCUGUUCUUCUCUAGGGUCCAGGUGUACCCACCUGAAAACAAGUCAGAGUCUCUCUCCCACCUGCAGGAAUCUCUGCUAAAGAAGCUGGGGAAAAAUGCUUACCCCUUUUUCUUUACAUUCCCAGAUUACCUGCCUUGUUCAGUCUGUUUGCAGCCUUCACCUCGUGAUGUUGAUAAGAGCUGCGGGGUGGACUUCGAGGUGAAAGCUUUUUCAACAGAGAAUUUGGAAGAGAGAGUUCAUAAGAGGAACUCCGCACGGCUGCUGAUCCGUAAAGUGCAGUUUGCUCCAGAAGAACCAGGACCCCAACCAUGCGCGGAGACCACGUGGCAGUUCUUCAUGUCCAACAAGCCACUGCACCUGAAAGCCUCCCUCAGUAAAGAGGUGUACUACCAUGGUGAGCCCAUUCCAGUCACUGUCAUGGUCAACAACAGCACAGAGAAAACAGUGAAGAAGAUCAAAGUCCAGGUGGAGCAGGUUGCCAAUGUGGUUCUGUAUUCCAGUGACUUCUACACCAAAGUGGUAGCUGCUGAGGAAGCACCGGAAAAGGUGGGGCCAAACAGCAGCCUGACAACGACACUGAAGGUUUUGCCCUUGCUAGCAAACAACCGGCAGACCCGGGAAAUAGCCCUGGAUGGGAAGCUAAAGGAUGAGGAUACCAACUUGGCUUCUAGCACCAUUAUUAAGGAUGGAAUAGACAAGACAGUGAUGGGGAUUCUGGUUUCCUACAAGGUCAGAGUGAAGCUCACUGUUUCAGGCCUGCUGGGAGACUUCACCUCCAGCGAAGUGAGCACAGAGCUGCCAUUUCGUCUCAUGCACCCCAAACCUGAGGAAAAGAACCCAGCAGUGAUGCAGAGAUGGUGUUUGAGGAGUUUGCUCGUCAACAGCUAAAAGAUACGGGCGAUGAAGAAGAAAACAAGAAUGUUUCCUCAACUGAUGAGUGAUGAGAAGAAAGAGCUGACGGAGAAGAUUGUAGCCAGGAACCAAUCUGUAAUUUAGGACCUAGGUUUUGAGUAAACUGUGUUCUUGGUGCAUGUGCUGUGGACGUAAAAUCAUAAAUCUCUCUUAGUUAUUAACAGUUUCCAUGAGAACGUAGCACACUCCAUACCCGCUGCUUACUCUACCUGCCAGAGGAGGGCAGGAGGGCUGCAACAUCUUCAGAGCUACCUGCUCAAGUGGUUGGUUACUUUUACCAUUAAGGAGAGCUUAAAUGAGGGCUUGCACAGCCUGCCUGCGCUCAGCUGGGGUUGAGGAGUCUCCGUGUCUUUUCUUUGUGUCUUUUUCACCAGUGAACUGAGCCCUAGUUUGAAUGGCUGGCUUGCUGCCUUUGACUUGGAAGUUCCUCAGUGGGCUAUAUGAAAUUUGUUUUGUUUCCUUUCGUUUGCUUUUGCAUUUCUGCUUUAUCAAACUCACCUAGUUAGGAUCAGUGCAAGCACUGAAAAUCUUGUGCAUGGCUUACGUUUUCCUCCUCUACCAUUAAAUGUCUUGCAAGUCAUCUUUCACUGCAGUUGUAUUGCCGAGAUGUUAUGUUAGCCUUCAUAGCAUUAUACUUAACAGCCAAGUUAUUAAGGAACUGGAAAAUAUGCUCUGUGAGUGGUUUCCUUAACACAGCUCCUUAUAUGCAAUGCUAACCCAGGUUAAUCUCAUCUAGUCUAGUUAUCUUUAUGUGGCAGUGCUUCGGAAGAGGGUGCAAUGAAAUUAAGGAGGAAACCAUGGGGCAAACUGCCUUUAGAAACACAUGUUGCUCUGCCAGAGAUCAGCUUAUACUCUAAGAAAUGAGAAUGUGGUCUGCAAACAUUGAUCUCCCUUGUUGAUCUGAAUGUUCUCAUUAUCCAUGCAAGCACAUAGGGUCCUUGUCUGAGUCUCACAGGGGCCCUGGGCUGAAACGAGUUGCAUCAGCUAGUUGCAUUUUGCACGUAAAAGGACUGCUGUUACUUUUUCCUCAUUUUUGUUCUGUUUUUCAUUGCCUCUGGAUUAAAAUUCUCCUGGAAAAUCUGAA
This is a messenger RNA of Coturnix japonica (Japanese quail), 4190 nucleotides long. Lineage: Eukaryota; Metazoa; Chordata; Aves; Galliformes; Phasianidae. The record is from RefSeq and is a predicted model, not a curated record.